CGUUAGAAAUGGCCUCAUAAUCUUGACGGUAACAAGGAACGCCACCUCAUCAUCGGAGCUACAUAAACUCCGUCCAUGCAAAAUUUCAAGGUUGGUUAGUCCCACUAUUCCUAGUUAAGCCCACUAGCCCACUUAGGCCCUUAGGUUAAGUGGGACCAACCUUAUCUUAUCGGUAUCGGCAUACUCAAUUGAUUUUUUUUUUUUCUUCAUAGUUGUACCGUCUAGCUUUCUCACAAACCACGGCGCUUGUGGAGGCCAAUUCUUGCUUGCGAAGAAUUAGUUGCUCAGAUCUUCUGCCGUCGGUUUAAUUGCUUUGAAAACUAGUCGGCUCCCCAAUCAUCCCAACGAAACCUGCAAACAUGUCGAAGCAUCGCCUCGAAGAUGCCGAAGAGGUAGAAGCCGGAGCCAUUUCGCGCAAGAAGUCCAAGAAAGACAAGAAGGAGAAGAAGGAGAAGAAGGAUCGCAAAGAGAAAAUACGAGACGCCAACACGGAAGACUCAACUCCAGUAGAUUCUGCAGUGGAAGCCACAGUCCCAGAGACCAACGGCGAAACGAAAUCGAAAAAGAAGGACAAGAAAAAGGAAAAGAAAGAAAAGAAAAGGAAGCAUACAGAGGAUGAGGUUGCAAAUAGCAAUGGAGCAGACCCAGAACAUGUGCCAAAAAGCGAGGAGGUAGAAGAACAAGUCGCAACUGCUGAAACCGACGAAGUACCGUCUCGCGACGAAGUGGACUCGGAUCGCAAAUCCAAGAAAGAGAAGAAGAGUAAAAAGGAUAAGAAGGACAAGAAAGACAAAAAGAAGCGCAAGACAGAAGAAGCAGAGUCUAAUGGUGUCCUCAACGGACAUACCAACGGGGACGUACCAGAGACUACGAAUGGAACUACCGACGCUCCAGCUUCUUCGAACACGCCACAAACAUACGAGCAGACAGCGGCUUUAUCCGCCGUCCCAGAGUCCGACAUUACGACCUUCCUAAGCACUCACGAAAUCACCGUUACCGAUCCCCUUUCUACCAAACCCCUCCGUCCCAUCAUAGAAUUCGCCCACCUACCAUCCUCCGCUCUAAUCAGCAAAAACCCGUUCGCCUCCUUCAAAGCCCCCACUCCCAUCCAAGCCGCAUCAUGGCCCUUCGGCCUCUCCGGCCGGGACAUCGUCGGCGUAGCAGAGACGGGUUCAGGAAAGACCAUUGCCUUCGGGCUACCCCUCAUCUCCGCCGUACUAGGGAUGCCCAAGUCCAAGGGUAGCGGGAGGAUACGCGCAGUCGUAGUAUCGCCCACGCGCGAGCUCGCAAUGCAGACAAACGAGCAACUCGCCAAGCUCGGUGAUCUCGUCGGCCUAAAAACCGUAUGUGUCUACGGCGGUGCGCCAAAAGACGACCAGCGGGUUCUAUUGCGCAAGGCAGACGUCAUUGUCGCGACGCCUGGUCGCUUAAAGGAUUUCCUCGACGAGGGUGCCGUUAAGUUAGAUGACGCUAGGUUCGUAGUACUAGACGAAGCCGACCGUAUGUUGGACAAGGGAUUUGAAGAUGAUAUCAAAAGGAUCAUCGGAUGUACGCCGAGGAAAGGAGAGCGCCAGACGCUCAUGUUCACCGCGACGUGGCCGCAGAGCGUACAAGCUCUUGCUUCUACUUUCAUGGUAUCGCCCGUUAAGAUCCAAAUAGGCGGCAACGAGAGCGGUGACUUACAAGCGAACACAAGAAUCGAACAGCGUGUCGAGAUUGUGGAUCCUCGCGGUAAGGAACAGAGAUUAUUACAGCUACUCAAGGCUCAGCCUAGGAACGAGCGAGUCCUAGUUUUCUGUCUGUAUAAGAAAGAAGCUACUCGCGUCGAAGGGUUCCUUCAACAACGUGGUAUCAAGGUUGUGGGUAUACACGGUGACUUGAGACAAGAGCAGAGAACUCGAAGUUUGGAAGCAUUUAAGACGGGACAGACACCUGUUCUAGUCGCAACGGAUGUCGCUGCGCGAGGUUUAGAUAUCCCCGAAGUUAAACUCGUGAUUAACGUCACAUUCCCGCUCACAAUUGAAGACUACGUUCAUCGUAUUGGCCGUACCGGACGAGCAGGCAAAACCGGACAAGCCAUCACGCUCUUCACCGAGCACGAUAAGGCGCAUUCUGGAGAGCUUAUCAAUAUCCUCAAAGCCGCGGGUCAGCCAGUACCAGAAGACCUAAUGAAGUUUGGUACCACCGUUAAAAAGAAGGCGCAUGGUACUUACGGAGCAUUCUUCAAGGACGUUGACAUGACGAAGAAGGGCACUAAGAUCACAUUUGAUGAUUAAGGGGGCAUUAAGGCGACACGCACUAUUUUCUAUGGGACGGCUAUAUCCACACGUAGACGUUACCUUGUUGUCUGGUUUCGGCCGCGGACGGAAUGG
This is a messenger RNA of Hypoxylon trugodes, 2372 nucleotides long. RefSeq names its product DEAD-domain-containing protein. Bases 360 to 2276 code for a protein of 638 amino acids. Gene Ontology annotation, cellular component: nucleolus. Gene Ontology annotation, molecular function: RNA binding; RNA helicase activity; ATP binding. The transcript is spliced from 3 exons. Gene Ontology annotation, biological process: rRNA processing. The record is from RefSeq and is a predicted model, not a curated record. NCBI's taxonomy places the organism in Eukaryota, Fungi, Ascomycota, Sordariomycetes, Xylariales, Hypoxylaceae.